CUUCUCCACUGUUUGCCUCUAGUAAACAGCUCUUCGUUGCCCCUUUACCAAAAGAAAAAUCACUAAUUCCUCCCAAACCCUCCUUUGCCCACAUUCUUUCCCCAUUACGUAGGUAGAGCUACUACUACAUAUACUGAUUCAGCCCCCCCAGCGUCCUCCUUUUCUACUUCUGUUUCUCUCUCAUCCCCAUAAUUUCUGUUUUGUUUUGUGACCAAGAACACUUCUUCCAUUGAGAAACCCAAUUCCCCGAGAUAAUAAUCUCAUUGCUGUCAUUGACUCAUUCCUGCAUCCAUACGAUUCGAAAUGUUCAGGCCCACGGUCGCUCGUCAGGCCUGCAAGGCUCUUAACCAUGCCUCUCGUUCGGCUGUAUUGACCGCUACAUCGCGGCCAGCGGUGACGAACUCCUUCCGUUCCAUCUCCUCCACCGCGCCGCGUGCCAAAAAUGACGAAGAAGACAAGAUCAAGAACGACCCCUUCUUGACAGCAACCACAAAGGCUCCUGAGGGUACUCUGGGGGAAACGGAGGGUCGCUUUGCCCGUACAGACGAGAGCCUGCAGAUCGAAUAUCCUGAUGACGAACAUAUGCCUCGUUCACCCGUUGUCCAAGGACGCGGUGGAAUGCACUUCAAGCGAACCCUAGCACAAUUCUCUUUGGAGAACAAGGUCACACUGGUCACGGGAGGAGCUCGAGGUCUGGGGCUGGUCAUGUCUCAGGCCCUCGUCGCGUCGGGAUCCGAUCUUGCAAUUGUUGAUUUGAACAAGGAAGAAGCUGAGGAACAGGCACUUAAACUGGUGGAGCAAUUCCGCAAGGAAAACCCUGGGUUGGAGCAAAUGCCCAACGUUACCGCUCAUUACGCCGACGUGGCCAACCCCGACUCCGUGAACGCAGCCAUCGCCGAGGUUAUUUCCAAGCACGGCCGCAUCGACAGUCUGGUCACUUCCGCUGGGUUUACCGAGAACUUCGACGCCAUCUCUUACCCCCAUGACCGCAUCCAGAAGCUCUGGGGAGUCAACGUGGACGGCACAUACUUGUUUGCGACGGGUGUUGCCAAGCACCUCAUGGAGCGUAAAGUCCCGGGCAGCAUUGUCAUGAUUGGCAGCAUGUCCGGUGCCAUUGUCAACGUUCCUCAACCCCAAGCCCCCUACAAUGCCGCGAAGGCUGCCGUUCGCCAUCUGGCCGCCUCGCUUGCUGUCGAAUGGGCCGGUCAUGACAUCCGAGUCAACUGCAUCAGUCCUGGAUAUAUGCUGACUGCUCUGACUCGCAAAAUUCUGGACGAGAACCCCGAACUGCGAGACAAGUGGAUCUCCCUCAUCCCCGCCGGCAAGAUGGGUACUCCUGAGGAUCUGAUGGGUGCCGUUACGUUCCUCUUGAGUGACGCCGCCAAGUACAUCACCGGCGCCGACCUCCGCGUUGACGGUGGCUACACUCUUACCUAAGUGUGUAGCAUACCCUUUUGUUUUGGUCGCCAUGGGCGAUCGAUACUACUGUCUUAAGUAUACAGUAUGAUGUACGGACUUAAUCAUGGAUCGUGAUAGACCAGCUUCUUUUGUUUUGUUCUGGGCAUGGUACUUUUCUGGUGCUCGGAUCAGCUCUUUACGCCUCUUGUUUUCUUGACGAGGCGAUAUACCCAUUGAGCUGCAUUCCGAUUGCUUCUGCGUUAUGUUGGGGGAGCGACUCCCGAGGAAUCAGGUGUAUGUUUUGAUAUUACAAGCGAGAGCAGGGCGGUAAUUCUUGUUAUGGAGUACUCAAAAAAUAACGGUUGGAAUUUGUUUGCAAUAGAUCUCUUGUCGC
Messenger RNA from Aspergillus steynii IBT 23096, 1792 nucleotides. Its product is annotated as putative D-arabinitol dehydrogenase ArbD. Gene Ontology annotation, cellular component: intracellular anatomical structure. The record is from RefSeq and is a predicted model, not a curated record. The transcript has 4 exons. Gene Ontology annotation, molecular function: oxidoreductase activity, acting on NAD(P)H, oxygen as acceptor. NCBI's taxonomy places the organism in Eukaryota, Fungi, Ascomycota, Eurotiomycetes, Eurotiales, Aspergillaceae. Bases 304 to 1437 code for a protein of 377 amino acids.